Molecule: messenger RNA, 1986 nt
Organism: Bacidia gigantensis
Lineage: Eukaryota; Fungi; Ascomycota; Lecanoromycetes; Lecanorales; Ramalinaceae
Exons: 3
Coding region: 1-1986 (661 amino acids)
Source: RefSeq, a predicted model, not a curated record
AUGCUUAACAUUUGGAGUGCCAUUGCGGUGCCUGCCUCAUUUCCUGUCUGGGCUAUACGAGUGCUUGCCGUGUUACUGAUUGUGUUCACACUCGGCAGCAUUAGAUUUAUUCCGGCCAACCUCCCACGAAAGACUAGGACCCUUCGCUCUCAAUCUGGAAAACUUGGAAAGUUUUUCUAUGCCAGCUUCCUCAAGCCUCACAGCAGCGAUGUCGUCACCACUACUCAACAAAACGCACUCGAAAGUUUCUACAAGAGCCAGGCAGAUGCAUAUGAUGCUACACGGAGAAUCCUCCUCCGAGGAAGAGAGGACAUGCUCGGCUUAGUGGCAGCGCAAUUGAAAUACAAGGAAGAGCGAGGGCAAUUCUCGGCGCUGAGACCAAUAUGGGUAGACAUGGGGGGUGGUACAGGCUACAACAUCGAAGCGAUGCAGCAAUACCUCGAUGUCCCGACAUUCUUCGCCAAGGUGAUCCUUGUCGAUCUGUCCCCCUCGCUGCUUGAGGUCGCACGAAGGAGGUUCGCCCGUUUGGGCUGGGACGUUGAGAUUGUCUGUGAAGACGCUCGGUCGUUCCAAAUGCUGGAUCACAUGCACAGCGUCGACACAAAGUAUGAUCAUAUCGGAGCGGACCUUGUUACCAUGUCCUACAGUCUCAGCAUGAUCCCUGAUUACUACAACGUUCUAGAUUCGACGGUGACAUUACUCUCGCCUGAAGGCAUCAUUGGCGUGGUUGACUUCUAUGUGCAAAGCGUGGUGGAACGCGACCUGUACUCUCCAACCGAACCUACCUCUAGCUACGCGUACAAGAUCAUCGAGACCGUAGACGCCUCGUGUUCACAGUCGCCUCCCUCUUCUCCAGAACUCACAGGACGAUCCAUAGUACCUUGUCAGAAAAAGCUCACGGCAAUCGAUGCAAAAAGUAAAGCCGGCCGAGAUGCUAUCAUCAACUUAGGCUCGAAUCUCCCACUACCAUCACUCUUCUAUCAAAAUAGCCACCGCAGGCUUUGUUACGACGACCACCUUGACAAGCAUACACGAUUCAAAAAUGAGUAUAUAUACACCUUCACAUGGGAGGAUCCUCGGGUAGAUCAUCGAUUGCUGAAGAUGAAGAGUACAGAUGCCGUCUUAUGCAUUGCGUCGGCGGGCGAUAACGUGCUGGACUACAUCCUAGAAGCGAAUCCAGCUCGUAUUCACGCUGUUGAUAUGAAUCCCAACCAGAAUCAUCUGCUUGAGCUAAAGAUUGCAGCGGCACAAACUUUACCCUACGCACAAUACUGGAAGAUGUUUGGAGAGGGCAAAUUAUCUGGCUUUCGCGAUAUAUUGAUUGAGAAGUUGAGUCCACAAAUGAGCUCUCAGGCCUGCCAAUAUUGGCUCAACCACUCCAACACUUUCGACCGCUCGCACGGACUCUAUGAGACUGGCGGCUCCAGGCAUGCUAUUAUACUAAUACGACGGCUAUUCAAACUCCUGCGACUCACCAAAGACGUCCGAAAUAUGUGCAACGUCAAGACCCUCAACGAGCAACGAGAACUCUGGCCCAAGAUUCGCCGAGUCCUGCUCAGCAAACCUCUGCACUGGGCGGUCAUCGGAACCGAAUGGUUUGCAUGGAAGGCCGCCGGUGUGCCACAAGCCCAGCAUCGAAUGAUCCUCCAAGACCACCAAGAUCUUGGCGAGGCAUCACCCGGCGGUGAGGCCAUUUGGGAAUAUAUCGUCAACACCCUGGACCCCGUCGUGCAGAAUACGCUACUCAGCAGUGACAAUUACUUCUAUCUUUUAUGCUUACAGGGACGAUACACUCAACGGUGCCACCCUAAUUACCUUUCCGUCAGGGCACACGCCAAGCUUUCCCGGCCUGGGGCAUUCGACGGGCUCCGCAUUCACACUGAUGAGCUACGAGAGGUGAUCUCGCGCAUCGAACCUGGUACCCUUAGUCAUGCCGUGGUAAGCAGCUUGCCAUUCCCACUUCCCGAUCCUCCACCUUCCUAUUGA